AUGUUCAUUCAUCUUGUGGAUGAGACUGUGUUGGCGCAAAUAUUCAAAAAGUACUGUGAGAGCGAUCAGAUUUAUGUGGCCUCUCGGGUUUGCUCGAGAUGGAGAAGAUUAAUUUUUGAGAAGGUGGAUAUUUCGUUAGGAGUGGAGGAGAGAAAGAUUGAAUGGAUGAUUUGUAAUGAUGAUGAUGAUGUAAAAUCGGAUCCCACUACGAAAUGUCCUCUACUGAAAGUAAGGGAUGAGUAUGGUGAGCAUCAUAUUGAGAAUUAUGAUUCUGAUACGAAGGUUGUUGGAUUGGUAGCUAACGCAACUUCUAAUGAUCAAAUCGUAAGAACUUGCGUUAAUAAUAACACAAUGAAUUUUAAGGAAGAGAGUUGUAGUGAAUGGUUGAUUCGAGAAUUAUACAAUUCAUUUACUUAUAUUGUUGACAGUAUUAUUAGUGAUGAGAUUUUGAAUAAUAAUGAAAGUGUAAACUCGGAAGAAUGGAAUUCUAGCGCCGAUGAGGAUGACAACAAUUGUGAUUUUCGUUGUGAGUGUAGAAAAGUGAAUAUUGAACCCGGAGAUAUGAAAAUUUCACAAUGUUGUGGAACGACAACAUGUAGUUGUUUUGCAAGGAAUCUAUACUGUGGAAUGCACUUUCGUAAUUAUAAUUCUACACUCAACUUGGAAUAUAAUUAUCCAAUUUAUGAAUGCAAUGACAACUGUGAAUGCAAUCCCAACACUUGUAGAAAUAGAAUACUUCCUUUCAACUACAAUGGAAGUGUACCAAUGGACUUGUAUUUAUUUCUGAAAAAUCUCAAAAUUGGUUUGGGAGUGAAAUGCAAAAGACGAAUUUUAAAAGGUGAAUUUAUUUGCGAAUAUAUUGGAGAGAUUUUGAGUGAUGAGGAGGCUAAUACGCUCUUACGGAGUGGACGUGAUCAUAAGGACGAAAACGACAGUACGAAGCAAAUCAAUGAUAUGAACAGCAAGAUCAACAAGAGUCACACGUAUUUAUUGAUUGUGGAAGAACAUUUUUGUACAAACAAAAGUUCAACAGAGAAGGUAACAAACAUUAAGCAAAGAGUAAACAUUGACGCUUCCAGAAAGGGCAACAUUUCACGCUUUCUCAACCACAGUUGUGAACCAAAUUUGACAUGGAGAACCAUACGAACAUUAGGGGGCGAUGAUGUUUCGUCACAAAUACCCAGGGUGUGCUUCUUUGCCUUAAACGACAUUGAGGCAAACAUAGAGCUUACUUUCGAUUACGGUAGUGUCAUGGGUACGUCUGGCGGAUCUACCAAAGAAUCGCUCUCAACCACCAAAUGCUAUUGCGGAUCAUCAAGAUGCAGAGGCUUUCUCCCAUUCACUCACGUUUCUGAAACAGAUUGA
Messenger RNA from Naegleria lovaniensis, 1365 nucleotides. RefSeq lists its product as uncharacterized. Gene Ontology annotation, cellular component: nucleus. Bases 1 to 1365 code for a protein of 454 amino acids. The record is from RefSeq and is a predicted model, not a curated record. The transcript has a single exon. NCBI's taxonomy places the organism in Eukaryota, Heterolobosea, Eutetramitea, Acrasida, Naegleriidae. Gene Ontology annotation, molecular function: protein binding; histone H3K9 methyltransferase activity; zinc ion binding.